This is a messenger RNA of Phalaenopsis equestris, 1831 nucleotides long. Its product is annotated as protein REDUCED WALL ACETYLATION 4-like. Bases 19 to 1677 code for a protein of 552 amino acids. The record is from RefSeq and is a predicted model, not a curated record. The transcript has 16 exons. Gene Ontology annotation, biological process: plant-type secondary cell wall biogenesis; xylan biosynthetic process; xyloglucan metabolic process. Gene Ontology annotation, cellular component: Golgi apparatus. Gene Ontology annotation, molecular function: acetyltransferase activity. NCBI's taxonomy places the organism in Eukaryota, Viridiplantae, Streptophyta, Magnoliopsida, Asparagales, Orchidaceae.
CUUCUGAGAACUUUUGGCAUGAUAGAAUCAGUUCGAUGCAUGUUUUCGCUUCCAUCCAAUCCGUUGGAGGUGUCUAUUUUACUUUGUUACAUCCCUAUUUUUUUAGUCUGGGUGUACUCGGAGUUAUUGCAGCACUGGAAGCGAAAACACAAUUCAAUGCUUGGAAAACCUUCUGAUGCCAAUUUUGCUUUUCUGAAUCCUGGGCAAGCUAGGGAAGAUGCUGAAACUCUUCUACUAGAAGGAGGCCUUGUAGCAGAUUCUUCAGAAACCUGCAAAUUUUUACCCAUUGUCAGGUUCUUCUGUUUGGACAAGGAGUUUUUGAUUGAGAAUCGUUUAAUCUUAAGAGCCAUGAUGGAAUUUGGAGCUCUUCUGCUAUACUAUUAUAUUUGUGACCGGACUGAUCUCUUUCGAGAGUCAACAAAAAAUUACAGCAGGGACCUUUUUUGGUUCUUGUACUUUCUGCUCAUCAUUGUAGCUGCCAUGACUUCCUUUAAGGUCCAUCACGAGGCAUCAACAUUUUCAGGAAAGGCCAUAAUGUAUUUGAAUAGGCAUCAGACAGAGGAGUGGAAAGGUUGGAUGCAGGUAUUAUUCUUGAUGUAUCACUAUUUUGCUGCAAAAGAAAUCUAUAAUGCAAUCCGUAUCUUUAUUGCUGCAUAUGUGUGGAUGACUGGAUUUGGUAACUUCUCUUAUUACUAUGUUCGAAAGGAUUUCAGCCUUGGACGGUUCUUUCAGAUGAUUUGGAGACUUAACUUCUUUGUAGCAUUUUGUUGCAUUGUCCUUAACAACCAUUAUAUGCUCUAUUAUAUCUGCCCAAUGCAUACAUUCUUCACUCUUAUGGUCUACUGUGCACUUGGAUUUCUGAACAAAUAUAAUGAUAGAGGUUCAGUCAUUACGAUCAAAAUUGCUAUUUGUUUUCUAGUGAUAUUUUUUGUAUGGGAGAUACCUGGUGUAUUUGAGGUUGUAUGGAGUCCAUUCACAUUCCUCUUAGGCUACGUUGAUCCGAGUGCAAAAAUGAAGUAUCCGCCUCUGCAUGAAUGGCAAUUUCGUGCUGGACUUGAUCGUUAUAUCUGGAUUGUGGGAAUGAUUUAUGCAUUUUACCAUCCAACUGUUGAGAGAUGGAUCGAAAAGCUUGAAGAAGCUGAAUUUAAACGGAAAAUGUUAAUCAAAGCUUCCAUAGUAACAUUUUGUGCAGUGGCUGGAUAUUUAUGGUAUGAAUUUGUCUACAAGCUGGAAAAGUACACGUACAACAGAUAUCAUCCCUACACCUCAUGGAUACCGAUUACUAUCUACAUUUGCUUGAGGAACCUAACUCAGGAGUUUAGGAGCUAUUCACUUACGCUCUUGUCUUGGCUUGGAAAGAUAACACUGGAAACCUACAUAUCACAGUUCCAUAUUUGGCUCAGAACUGGAGGGCCAGAUCGACAGCCAAGCAUGCUGCUUUCUCUAAUUCCUGGUUACCCAAUGCUCAACUUCAUGCUCACAUCUGCUAUUUACAUCACGAUUGCCCAUAGAAUCUUUCAAUUGACCAACCGGCUAAGGAUGUUCUUCCUACCCAGCAGCAGCGAUGACAAAAAUCUGGUUUACAAAAUCAUUGCAGCAGCCAUUUUUUGGAUCAUCUUAUACUGCUUAUCAGUGUUGUUGCUGAGGCUCUUAUGGAUCAUGGGUAUGCGGUCUUAAGAUAAAUUUGUGUUCGGCUUUGCUUGCAUAAAUUUAUGUAAAUUUGUUGUAAUAAAUGUGUGUUUUCCUCCUCUUUUCAUGGCAUGUAACAUUAUCCAGAAAAACCAUUAUUGGCUGUUUUGGUACGUUGAGCAUCUGUUAAAUUUCUGUUUCA